GGUUUGGGAACGAGCGCGUGGGAUACGGUGUACUCGCAGGGGCGACCGCUGCACUUGCACAGCUAUAGGCAAGCAGUCAAACAAAGACGUCUUUUUUUUAAGGGUCAAGCCAUAGCUACAAAAGAAGAACUGUUCUUGUCGCCACAGGGAUAAAAAUGGUUAAAGUGCUGGAGGACGCAAACAACCAGUAUGACUCCUUCCUGUUCUGGAGGCAGCCAAUCCCAGAACUGGAUCUGUCAGAGCUAGAGGGCCUUGGCUUGAUUGACAGCUCAUCAAUGAAGGAUAGCAAGCAUGGCAAAAAGAGCUCUCAGAAGAAGGUCCAGGAGUGGGAGGAGGACGAGGAGGCGGAGCUUUCCGAGUACAACAGCUUCAACUACUGGCGGGAGCCAAUAGCCAGCAUCGAUUUGCUGGACUUCAACCUGCUGCUGUGAGGCUGCCCCCACCCCCCUAAUCACAGUUCUGCCAUGUGCACACACCAGGUUUUAAAACCGCUGUGAGGCUUCUAGCCCACCCAUCAAAACUAUCAGUAUUAUUUGAAAUAUGUGUUUGUAUCAGCACGUGAUUAUAUGUACCAGUUUCUGUAAUGUGUAGAUAUGGCUUAUGGAUUGUACAGAACACUGAUUAUGCCAGUUAUUGUGCUAUAAUGCUAUACUAAAAAGGCAUAAGUAAUGCCAUAACAAGCCACUGAUACAUCCUCAUUGAGCAUUAAGCAACGGGACAGCUCGGUAGAUCAUUAUUGGUAAAUAUGAAUUGUGAGUCGGACAGAUGGAGCCAUUUUGCUUAUUUAAUCAUGAUGUGUAUAUAAAGGUUGGUCCAGCCAAAUUGUGAGUCCAACCUAAGCCUUAUGGAGAGGCCUUCAAAUGGAAGAGAGGGGGCCAGAUCUAUUUCUGUUAAACCAGGAUAACUUAGAUAGUUACACUACAGAAAAUUUCUUAACAUGACCCAUCAGAUUGGGUUUUUUUUUUUUAUUAGAAGCCAAAAAUGUGACAGCCCAGAAUGUGCUUUAUGUAAACUGCAUUUUGCUGCAAGACAUUGAUAACUUAAAUGUAGUAUUAGCAUUUGAUGCAUAGCAAGGCUUCAUGUCUUGCAUACCAUAUGAAUGACUGCCCCAUUACUUCUCUGGUUGCUUACGAUACAGAAAAAUAAAGUGAGAAAAUUACCUAGAUGUAAAGUCGCAUCACUUUUUCGGGUUGAACGUCCAUUAAAUAAAAAAUGAACAAACACA
This is a messenger RNA of Brienomyrus brachyistius, 1225 nucleotides long. RefSeq names its product MLLT11 transcription factor 7 cofactor (gene mllt11). Gene Ontology annotation, cellular component: cytosol; nucleoplasm. The transcript is spliced from 2 exons. Bases 156 to 431 code for a protein of 91 amino acids. The record is from RefSeq and is a predicted model, not a curated record. Lineage: Eukaryota; Metazoa; Chordata; Actinopteri; Osteoglossiformes; Mormyridae. Gene Ontology annotation, biological process: apoptotic signaling pathway; positive regulation of mitochondrial depolarization; positive regulation of DNA-templated transcription.